ACACCAAACCUUCUCUGGCUCUCUGACCUCGGUGAGAUUGCAGCUAGUCUGGGGAACUGGGAGAGACAUGGAGAAAGAGACUGGGGACCCCUGGCUGGAGCAGACCAACAGAAUAGGCACCUAUGGCUGGCGAACCGGGUAUCAGAAUAAUGUUUGACCUCGGGAAACAUCACAGAACUGCCUGUCGACAUUCACUAGGUAGAAGGUUCAUCAGCUGGGAAGAACCGGCGCCUGGGUAAAUCUGGCUGGAUAGGUAUGGGGGAUCGCGGCCAGGCCCCUAGUCCCUGGUUCCCCCACGGCGGUCCCCCAACUCUAAGCACCCUCACUCUACUGCUGCUCCUCUGUGGACAGGCUCACUCCCAGUGCAAGAUCCUCCGCUGCAAUGCCGAAUACGUCUCGUCCACUCUGAACCUUCGGGAAGGGGGCUCACCGGGCACGGCGCGCGGAGGCGGCCGUGGUGGGGUGUCAGGUGGCUUGUGUCGUGCCCUGCGCUCCUAUGCACUCUGCACUCGGCGCACGGCCCGCACCUGCCGCGGGGACCUCGCCUUCCACUCCGCUGUGCACGGCAUCGAGGACCUGAUGAUCCAGCACAAUUGUUCCCGCCAGGGCCCCACGGCCCCGCCCCCGGCCCGGGGCCCCGCCCUUCCCGGAGCCGGCCCUGUCCCUCCGGCCCCGGACCCCUGUGACUACGAGGCCCGGUUUUUCCGGCUGCACGGUCGGGCCCCGGGCUUCUUGCAUUGCGCCUCCUUCGGGGAUCCCCAUGUGCGCAGCUUCCACCACCACUUUCACACGUGCCGUGUCCAAGGAGCUUGGCCCUUGCUGGAUAACGACUUCCUUUUUGUCCAGGCCACCAGUUCCCCCGUGGCAUCAGGGGCCAACGCUACCACCACCCGGAAGAUCACCAUCAUAUUUAAGAACAUGCAGGAAUGCAUUGACCAGAAAGUCUACCAGGCCGAGGUGGAUAAUCUUCCUGCUGCUUUUGAAGAUGGUUCUAUCAAUGGCGGCGACCGACCUGGGGGUUCGAGCUUGUCCGUUCAAACUGCUAACCCUGGGAGCCACGUGGAGAUCCGAGCCGCCUACAUCGGGACAACUAUAAUCAUUCGACAGACAGCUGGACAGCUCUCCUUCUCCAUCAGGGUAGCCGAGGACGUGGCACGGGCCUUCUCGGCUGAGCAGGACCUCCAGCUGUGUGUUGGCGGAUGCCCUCCGAGUCAACGACUCUCUCGCUCAGAGCGCAAUCGCCGCGGGGCUAUAGCCGUAGAUACUGCCAGAAGGCUGUGUAAGGAAGGGCUUCCCGUUGAAGAUGCCUACUUCCAAUCCUGUGUCUUUGAUGUUUCAGUCUCUGGUGACCCCAACUUUACUGUGGCAGCCCAGACAGCUCUGGACGAUGCCCGAGUCUUCUUGGCAGAUUUAGAGAAAUUGCACCUUUUCCCCUCAGAUGCGGGGCCUCCUCUCAUCCCAGCAACCGUCCUUGUACCGCUUCUUUCAGGCCUCUUUGUUCUGUGGCUUUGCAUUCCGUAAGUAGGCCAGCAACCCCGUGACUAGUUUGGAAACGAUUUGAGGGUAGAGGUUGGUGUGACAAAACACAAAGAUGCGCCAAAGAAAACAGUGAGGAUAGGAAGCUACAGAAGACAAUGACAUUCACCCAGAAUCAGAUGAGGCUGCGGUCCAGGACUCAAAUGAUCCCAGAGUAAGGAUUCUGGACCAGAGCUUUGCAUUGCGGUCGUUGGUAGGGGUUCUUCGCUGUGAAUUAAUUUCCCCAGUCCCGUUUGUAGUAGGCCGAUUACUUCACUCCACAUACUGACAUCACUCCUACACACCUAGGGGUUGUGAGAGUGCUAAUGACCAGCAAAACAUUAAAGCAUUGAGAUGUCUUAAGGGCAAGAACUAAAAAAAAA
Messenger RNA from Chionomys nivalis (European snow vole), 1898 nucleotides. RefSeq names its product hemojuvelin BMP co-receptor (gene Hjv). Gene Ontology annotation, biological process: BMP signaling pathway. Gene Ontology annotation, cellular component: plasma membrane. The transcript is spliced from 4 exons. The record is from RefSeq and is a predicted model, not a curated record. Gene Ontology annotation, molecular function: coreceptor activity. NCBI's taxonomy places the organism in Eukaryota, Metazoa, Chordata, Mammalia, Rodentia, Cricetidae. The coding region runs from base 256 to 1521 and encodes 421 amino acids.